Erpetoichthys calabaricus (reedfish) is the source of this 480-nucleotide messenger RNA. RefSeq names its product S100 calcium binding protein Z (gene s100z). Gene Ontology annotation, molecular function: calcium ion binding. The transcript is spliced from 2 exons. Bases 47 to 346 code for a protein of 99 amino acids. Gene Ontology annotation, cellular component: cytoplasm. NCBI's taxonomy places the organism in Eukaryota, Metazoa, Chordata, Cladistia, Polypteriformes, Polypteridae. The record is from RefSeq and is a predicted model, not a curated record.
UCUCUGUUUCUUUAUCCCUCAGCCUCACUUCCAUUCCCAUUUCACCAUGCCAUCAGAUCUGGAAGGCGCCAUGGAUGCACUGAUCCAUGUGUUUCACCGCUAUUCUGGCAAGGAGGGGGACAAGUACAAGCUCAACAAGGGAGAACUUAAGCAGCUGCUCAACUGUGAGCUGAGUGACUUUCUGGCGUCCCAAAAGGAUCCCAGGCUGGUGGAUAAGAUCAUGAGGGACCUGGACUCCAAUCAGGACAAUGAGGUGGAUUUCAAUGAGUUUGUCGUGCUAGUUGCUGCACUGACGGUGGCCUGCAAUGACUUCUUUGAAGAACAGCUGAAGCACAAGGGGAAGUAAGAAGUUGUGUUGGACUUUACCAAAAGUCCAGAGAGAAAUGUGAAUGAAAGUCUGUAAGCUCACUGGAGCUCACACUUUUUGUAACUCUACAUAUAUAAAGUGAAAAUUAAACUGUUUGAAAUGAAUUUGAAUAA